Cylicostephanus goldi is the source of this 577-nucleotide messenger RNA. Lineage: Eukaryota; Metazoa; Nematoda; Chromadorea; Rhabditida; Strongylidae. The record is from the annotation of a GenBank genome assembly.
UGACGCACGAGGGUUGGACCUGUUCGUUGGGUGUUUUCCCAGUGAGCAUAAAAAAUGAAGACUUCCUCAAGUUUGUGCAGAUGCCGGAAACAGCCGUCAAAGCGGCUGCUAUACGAAAGAAGAUUAUGGGCGAAAAUCCUCCCAAAGAUGGCAAAAUGUUCUUCUCCGUUGAAAGAUUUGAUUACACGAAAGGAAUCAAGGAGAAACUUGCAGCUUAUAGACGAUAUUUCGAGAAGUAUCCGGAACGUGUAGGCAAGGAUACCCUCUACCAGGUUGCCGUGACAAACCGACGAUCAGUGCAAACCUAUCGGGUUUACCAGGAUAUUUGCUUGGAUAUGGCUAAGAAAAUCAACGAAGAAUUUCAUGAUCCACGCAGACCAGAAUGGAAACCAUUGAUAUUCCAAACAGAUGGUUUACCUAGACCAGAACUGGUGGCGGCAUACAUGGCUAUGGAUAUUGGUGUGGUAACGCCAAAGAAAGAUGGAAUGAAUCUGGUAAGUAAGCGAAAAAAAGAGGUUUGCCUGACCACAUACCGUAUACCUACCGUAAUCUGUGGGUUUUGGAAAGCGAAAUAACU